Messenger RNA from Glycine soja, 1433 nucleotides. Its product is annotated as SNF1-related protein kinase regulatory subunit beta-2-like. The record is from RefSeq and is a predicted model, not a curated record. NCBI's taxonomy places the organism in Eukaryota, Viridiplantae, Streptophyta, Magnoliopsida, Fabales, Fabaceae. Gene Ontology annotation, molecular function: protein binding. Bases 333 to 1211 code for a protein of 292 amino acids. The transcript has 4 exons.
ACCUGACGGGCCAGUUGUUGGUAAACAACCCAUAUCAUAACCGUACUCACUUUCCUCCGGUUCGGGCUUUUUCAGCCCGUAACCUUGCACUGAAUAUCAGUGUUGGCUUGGCAUCCUGCCAUGGGAACAAACACAACGCUCCUUUCCCUUGCUGCCCCACCCUCAUUCCUUUCUCUUUCCACCCUUUAAUUCCUUUCCCAGAAAGAAAGAACAUUAUUAUUAUAUAACCCACUCCCUCCCCUUUAUCUUUCUCUUCCCACCCCCCGGUUUUUUUUUCUUUUUUCUUCUUCUCUUCUUACUCCCUCACUCUCUCUCCCUGCAUAACAACAACGAUGGGCAAUGUCAAUGGGAGAGACGAUGUUAAUGGUACUCCAUCGGGAACCGAAGGAGAAGAAGAAGAAGCCGGAGAAGAGGGUGGUUCUGACAGUGUCGCCGAUUGCAUGUCUUCCAACCCUGGCCAUCGUGCGCCUUCCGAGUUGAUGGGUCAUUCUCCCCCUGCUAGCCCUAGAGCAACCCAAUCUCCAUUCAUGUUCACCCCACAAGUUCCGGUGGUUCCGCUACAAAAACCUGAUGAGAUGCAUGCUCCAAGCCCUUCCUGGAUGCAGACUACAUCAGGAUAUGAGGAUAUGUACUGUGAACUAGGGAUUCCAACGAUGAUUACUUGGGGCUAUGAUGGGAAGGAAGUUGCUGUGGAGGGUUCGUGGGAUAAUUGGAAAACAAGAAUGGCUUUACAGAGAUCAGGGAAGGACUUCACAAUAAUGAAGGUGCUGCCAUCUGGUGUAUACCAAUUUAGAUUUAUUGUGGAUGGGCAGUGGAGGUACGCACCUGACUUGCCUUGGGCUCAAGAUGAUGCUGGGAAUGCAUACAACAUUUUGGACUUGCAGGAUUAUGUUCCUGAAGACAUUGGAAGCAUUUCUAGUUUUGAACCUCCUAAAUCACCAGACUCUAGCUAUAACAACUUACAACUUAGUUCUGAAGAUUAUGCAAAGGAGCCACCAUUGGUUCCUCCAUAUUUACAAAUGACGCUUCUUAACAUUCCGUCAACAAAUAUGGAAGUCCAACCUCUUACAUCCAGACCUCAGCAUGUGGUACUCAAUCAUCUUUACAUGCAGAAAGGAAAGGGUAGCCCUUCAGUGGUUGCCCUUGGUACGACUCAUCGGUUUGUAGCCAAAUAUGUGACUGUGGUGCUGUACAAGUCUUUGCAGAGGUAAACAACAUAAAUUACAUGGACUGUGUAGUCUUUUAAACUUGAAGUUAAUAUAGCUUCGAGCAGUACGGUUAUGAGUGAGAAAUUCUGAGCAUCAUAAGGAUCAUUACAUGAAAGUGAAGAUUGUGGUACAUAUAAUGCAAUUGCUUGAUGGCCAUUCAUCAUGCAAUUCAGUUUCCAUUCUUACAUCAUUUGAUGAUGCUAUUCUCUAGGAAUUUUUUUGGUA